AUGUUCAAUCCAACACGUCCUUCCCUCUCGGAAAACCUUGAGAAGAAUCACGAUCGAAUGGUGAAUCACUCUGUUUAUCAUGAUCAUGGAGCUAUCAACGAAUCUCGAUCAUCGUUUGGAAUCUCUGGCAACAAUGAUCCGUCACUUCAUUGUUCUGAUCAUCAUCAAGCAAAAUCAUUACAAUCGACCACCAUUACUGUUCCAAACUCGUUAACAAAUCCUUAUUCGUCCUUUUCAAUGUUUGUCACUGUGUAUGAAUUUAUAUUCAGAGAGAAUAUAUUCACGACAGUUACGAAUUCAUCGAUGAAUGAAACCACUAAGGAUUAUAUAUAUCAACAGAAAUCCACACAUGGAUGGUUGGAAUAUUCGAAACAAACCAGUGGAUUUCUUCAAAGUCGUUCAGAGAAAGUUCGUUUGUUGGCAAGUUCAUCUCAUGAUGAGUACACAUUGGAGAAAUUCCUAUUGUUGCAUUUCACAAAUGAAAAACCCACAGCCCAUCAAAUGCUAUCGAGAAAAAUUCCAGAGUUUAUUGCAGCAUCGUUUUGUUCCUUUCACGUGUCAUGUCGUCUUAACAAAUUAGGGGUUUUUGAGAUGGAUUUUGAAGCAUGGUGUCAAUUGCAAGAAAUCAAAUCAUGUUUGGCCAGUGGACGAGUGACACCAAAUUUAAAGAGAAAUGAUUUAAUGCUCUAUCCAUUCAUUUCAAUGAAGAAAUCGAAAGGAGGGUUUAAAAACACGUCACAAGCAUCAUUAUUUAAGACCAUACUCAAUGUGGAAACAGUCCGAGAAAUUGUCACCAAAGAAUCGAAUCUUAAUUUACAAACUCAACUUGUUGCACAAGAGAAGAUUCUUGAAAAAUUAGAGAGCCACUUGGAUCACUAUGACCAACUGCAUACAAGUAUCGAACAUGCACUCAACAUUUCAUUUUCACAAGAUCCUGUUCUAUUAAGAAUGGCCUUUACUCUCUCAUCCUAUGCACAUGCUUACACUUUAAAGAGAAAUAGUAAUGAAAGACUUGAAUUUAUGGGAGAUGCAGUCGUCAAUCUUGCAUGCAUGACCUAUCUCAUCCGAACUUUUCGAAACGACUCUUCAAAAGCAGGCGACUGGGUAGCUGCGAACAUGAUCUUGAUUGGAAAUGAUAAUAUUACUCGAGUUGCCACUGAAACACUCAAUAUUCCACCGUUAUUGUUAAAAAACUCUGAGGGAGUGGGCAAAAAGACUCUUUCAGAUGUUUUUGAAGCCAUUAUUGGUGGAUACUUUCUGUCCCAUGGUCUGGAAAAAGCAAGACAUUUUGCUGAGCAAAUGCUUAUUCCGACAAAUUUUGAAAAUGAGAAAAUUUUAAGAACCUUUGAGUCAUGGAUACCAGACGUGUGUGAAAAUGGAAAGGCAUGGACAAGAGACAAACCGUACUCGAAUUUGGUGGAUUUGAAUUUUUUGCAACAAGUUCAGAAUAUUAUUGGAUACAAAUUUAAGAAUAUUGAAUUAUUACAAGAAGCUCUCCUUCACUAUUCGUUCAAUGAAACAUGCAUUGUGCUUUCGAGUUGUCCAAAACAGAAGGUGUCAGAUUUCAUGAGAAAACGAGGCAUGAAAAAUAACACAAAUGUGGCUGUUCCACAUUUGUACAACAGUGAGCAAAUGAAAUUGUUAGGAACAACCUUGUUAAAGUUCCUUGCAGCAGAAUAUGUUUACAAGCGAUUCACAGAAGCUCAACCAAAAUCUUUGACACUCGUGCUGCAUAGAAUGGUGGGCAAAAACGACGUUGUUUUUCAAAAGAUUUUUACGAGAUUUCGGCUUGAUCGAUUCAGUGUCAGACGCGCACCCAUUGAAGACGCUUCAGAACUCGCCUAUGAAGUAUUUCUUUGUAUUCUUGGAGCAAUGUACAUUGACAACAAUUAUCAGCUUUUUAAACAUGAUUUAAAUAAGGAUAGAUUGUCACAACAGCAUUGGGAAGAGCUGGAAAAGAGUACUGAUUUGGCAUCCGUACAUUUUCUUUCAAGGCAUGAUAUUAGCGUUGACAAAUUUUUUGAGAGGACUGUGAUUGAGGUUGUUGAGGAAUAUGGUCUUUCUCCCUACAACAUUCAAGUUCCCAAAAAGAGUGACCUUCAACACCGAAUUCAGCUUAUUUAUAAGGUUCCUCCAACCUAUUCUGCCAACACAGUGGAAAUUGAUGGCAUGAAAUUGUUUACAUGCUCCAUUCAAGUUCCAGGUGAAAAUCAAAUGAUCGAGCUAGCAAAAAGCUGUUCACGAAAUUCCAAAGAAGAAGCAGAAAGUAUGGCCAUUGAUCUGGCCCUCAAAAAUUUAACAAUCCCAGCUUCUCCAAAGGAGCAAUAA
Molecule: messenger RNA, 2328 nt
Organism: Naegleria lovaniensis
Lineage: Eukaryota; Heterolobosea; Eutetramitea; Acrasida; Naegleriidae
Exons: 1
Coding region: 1-2328 (775 amino acids)
Biological process (GO): RNA processing
Molecular function (GO): ribonuclease III activity
Source: RefSeq, a predicted model, not a curated record